CUCCUCUAUGCACACUACAACUCCCGGCGGCCCCCGCACUACAGCGACGAGCGGCUGCAUGGCUGGGACAGAAAGAUGAUGGUGUCUCUGGUCUCUCGGGAGCCGCCUUUGGUGCCGGUUAUUGGGAGUCAGUGGGCGGCCAGCCUGCAGACACCGGAGUACUGGGGCGGCCCACAAUAAGCCCCUCAAACAGUGGACUCUGAUCGUUAACCCGUUGAGCAGCCUGAAGGUGAAGCUGCCCUGUGAUGUUCGGGUCAGACCGCAGGAUCCCCUCACCUACCCCGACGCCGACCGAGUGUUUGUACUGGUGAGCGGGGUGGACCGCAAUGUGCACCGGGGGCUGGACCUGGACAACAUCGACGUCCGCUAUGAUGAGGAGGCCAAGCAGGUCCAGAUCACCUCCCAAGACAUAGACAGCCGCAGUUGUGUGGAGGUCACCACCCCCCUCCGAUUUGAUGUGAACAUCAAAACUUUGGGAUCGGGUUGUGUGACUGUUAAACAGAUUGAGUGUGACAGCUGCCAAAUAGAAACUGAGAAGGGUAACAGUGUCCUACAAUCUGUCAAGGGGCACAAUGUUCACAUUCGUACAAAAGGGGGCAAGGUGGUGUGUUUGGGAACAGUCCAUGGCAACGUGGAUAUCCGUGCUUUGGCUCAUAGUACGGUUGAUAUUGAAAAACUGUUAGGUACAUCCAUUAAUAUUUGCACAGAAAAUGGUCAGCUGAAAGCCAAAUACCUGUAUGCAGAAUCUUCAUCAAUGUCUUCAGCUGCUGGAGAUAUAAUAGUAGGAAGUGCCCAUGGUAAGUCCUCCACCAAGCAAAAAAAAAAAAACAUGAUUUCAGAUUCCUCAGAUGGAUGUUUAAUGGCUUCUACAAAACAUGGAACAAUAGAUGUAUAUGUCAGUCAAGCUGGUAAAGUGCAUCUCAAAUCUGACAAAGGUAAGUAUUAUUUGCACACGGUAAAAUGCACUUUUUAG
Messenger RNA from Staurois parvus, 973 nucleotides. The record is from the annotation of a GenBank genome assembly. NCBI's taxonomy places the organism in Eukaryota, Metazoa, Chordata, Amphibia, Anura, Ranidae.